This is a messenger RNA of Brassica napus (rape), 3106 nucleotides long. RefSeq lists its product as uncharacterized. Lineage: Eukaryota; Viridiplantae; Streptophyta; Magnoliopsida; Brassicales; Brassicaceae. The record is from RefSeq and is a predicted model, not a curated record. The coding region runs from base 100 to 1233 and encodes 377 amino acids. The transcript is spliced from 3 exons.
AAGCUCGUGUUUAUAAAAGAUUUAGCUCCAAAUUUUCCAGUGUCUGUCUAUCUCUUUUGAUUCGCUCCGUCUGUCGAAACUAAAUCCCGUUCUGAUACAAUGAGAAAUCGAGCGAGUGACAGAGAUCAAAACCCUAAGCAUUCAACAGACAGAUUUGAUACAGUCUCGAUGGGAAGCGCCGAUGAUCGGACCUGCAAUGGUGGGGAAGAAAUUGUCAAGUUGAAAGAGAGCUUGAAGCUCCUGGACAUUGGCGAAAUUAUUGGGAAGGCUAAGAUGCAUGCAGCUGAAGCAUAUUCUCAUGCUAAGGAAGCAUAUAGUCUGAGAGAUGAAUUUUUCAAGCUGAUCGAGCAACAUGCAUAUGCUGACCUUGAUUCUGGAACUAAAGAGAGAUUGUCUUUGGCUGCUGCUUCCUUGAAUGCUGCUCUUGGUGUGGCAGAUGCUGCAGCUACUGCCGCCAACAUUGCUGCUAGUGAUGCAGACUCUGAUCAGGGUAAACCAACGUUAUCUACAAAGCUUGAUUCACGUGAAAGAAGCGCGCAUAGAGAGGCUGUAGCUCGAGACAAGAAAGUUUUGUCACGUGAAGAAGAAGAAAUAAAGCUGGAGCAACAAGGCUGUGAGAAAAUGGCGCAUCUAGAGGCUGUGAGAGAGGGCUUAGCUCUUGAGGAGGUGGCAGAUGCCGCCAACAUUGCCGCUAGUGCUACCGACCCUGCUCAGGAUAACCCAGCUUUACUAGCUGCAUCUACAAAGCUCGAUUAUGGUGAAAGAUUGGCUCGGAGAGCGGUUGUCAGAGAGGGGCUAGCUCGAGGCAAAAUAGAUUUCUUACGUGAAGAAGCAAGGACAAGGCUGGAGGAAGAAGGGAAAGCAGAAGAAGAUGCUGCUUCAGUCGAUGCCGCCAAUGUUGCUGCUAGUGCAUCAGACUCUGAUCAGGGUAUCCCAUCUUUAUUAGCAGCACAAACUGCAUCUUUUUUUUCGUCACUGACACAAACUGUAUCUACAAGCCUCGAUGCUGGGGAAAAAAGGCCUCGGAGAGAGGCUGUGAGAGAGGGGCUACCUCGAGGCAAGCAAGAUUUGUCACGUGAAGAAGAAAGGAUAAGGCUGGAGGCACAAGUGAAAGCAAAAAACGAAUGUAAAAAGAAAAAGCGUGAAGAGGAGAGUAGGAUGAGAGAUGACAAGAGGAAACAAAAGAUGGAUAAAAACACGAAGCCAAAGGACAAGGGCAAGGGCAAGAAGUAAAAAACUAUGAAGACAACAAACGUUUUGCACCUUUAGUUUUGUUCUGUGAUCUUUCUUUUUCUAGUUAUAACUGAAACAAGGUGUUUCCAAAACCAACCCGCUCAGUUAUAUAUUAUAUGUGCCCUUAUGCCCAUACAUUGUGAGUAGUCUCAUUCAAGUGAAUCACUUCAAAAGCUUGUGAUCAAAAGGGUUUGAUCUUUGUGAUGAAUGUUGGUUUGUAGGUAUUUUGGUCAUAUAGAUAUCUCGGUGACAUCAGCUGCACUUGUUGUUUCAGUGACAUUGUUGUUACAUAGAGGAAACCCACGUUUCUCUCAGCUGAGUAGUACUGUCUCUGGUCUGUUUUUGGCUGUCUUCCUUUUUUCGGGUGAAGCUACGUUGCGGUUUUACCACUCCUGUUCUAAACACCGGCAAGCACUCAAUUAUUACUAUUGUUCUGAUAGACUCUAGAUGUAUUCAGAGAUAGAGACUAAGAACUUCUACUUCGUAUUCCAAUGUAAAGAGUUACAACUUUGUAGUAAGAUUCUGGUUCACUCUCAUAACGAGAUCACCAUUCACGUCAGUCUCAUAACGACUGUUAGCUCAAGACUCAUAACGUCUGUGAGUUACAACAUACAAAGCAUAAUCUCUACAAAAGCAAUACCAUCUCUAUUUAUAACAACUCCCUGCGUAACUGCAAAGCCUCCACUCCAACUAGAAGUUUCUGCACUCCUUUUAUUUCAAACUCCUUCCACAUAUCUUCAACUCUCUUCCUCAUCAGACUCCAUCACUUCUUUCCCUCCUCUCUUACGCACAUACACCUUCUUAAACCUAUCAUGUUCUUCUUUCAGUAUAAUCUGUGUCGUAAAGUAUCCAAAGAGAAGUCUUCUGAGCAGUUAAAUAACGUAUAUGAAUUGGAAGAAGAUGGCCAGUUCCCCUCGGUGGUCAAAAGUAUGGACAGUUGGCCUUGUGGCAAUAUUGGUUUCAUUUUGCGGUAUAAUUGAGUCAGAAACAUUUGCUUUCCUCGGUGGCAAGGUAUGUCUCUAAUGAGGCUUAGAUCUAAGCCAUAUAUACAUUGUCUAUGGGAUUAUGGUAGAUAAAACCGUUUAGACUUUUUUGAGUGUUAGUUAUGGUUUUGUGCAUUGAUUAGUAAAGUAGUGAGCUUUCAGGCAUUUGGUAAGAACACAUAAGUCCAAAGAAGAUAUGGGAAGGAGCGGUUGCAUGACUUGUUGGUUGUAUUGCCAUUACCAGUGUCUCUCCAAAUCUACCUCAUGGCCUCAGUCUCUUGUCAGCACCAAUAGCUUUUGGGGUUCUUAACUUCUUUUAAUCGGUCUUCGGUGACUUAACCGAGUCAAUGACCAAACGUAAUGCGGGUGUCAAAGACUCAGGUGGACCGUGGACAUGGUAAUAUUAUGAAACAGACCAGUUAUUGUUCUAGCCAUAAUGUAUUCUUUAACCGACUGCAGGUGGACAGAGAGCCUACUCGUUCGUAAGGGUUCAUGGAGUUUCAUUCUACUGUGACUGGUCACCUUAAAGAAACCCAUUAUUAGAGCUUCAAGAAGGCUUACAUUUCCCUCCACGACAGUGAAAUUCAAGUAAGGAUAUAGUAAAUGAUGGUGAUGUGGCUGUAUAUUCUGGUUGGAGAUGAAGCUUCCGGUUUAUUGUCUGAUUGAAGCUGUAUACAACAUUUUGGUUCAGUGCGGGUACCGGUUCGGUAGAGCGUUUUCUUUUCUAGGAAAUGGAUUAAAGAAAAAAAAAAGACUGAAAUCAUGUGGGGAUGUUAAUGAAUGCGUUGUUCCCAAGCAGACUAUUGUAGAUUUUGUUAUAUAAAUAAAUAAAAAAAAAUCUGAAUUUAAAAGGAAAUCAUAAAAUGAAUAAUCAAUUAUCAAUGAUAAUA